This is a messenger RNA of Plasmodium cynomolgi strain B, 444 nucleotides long. Its product is annotated as CYIR protein. Lineage: Eukaryota; Apicomplexa; Aconoidasida; Haemosporida; Plasmodiidae. The record is from RefSeq and is a predicted model, not a curated record. Bases 1 to 444 code for a protein of 147 amino acids. The transcript has 2 exons.
AUGACGGCAUUUCCUGCUUUUCAUGAUUCUUAUCAUGAGGAAGCUGCACAAUAUGUAGCACUGCAUAAUAUUCAUGAAGAACAUUUUUUUCCAGAACUUGGUGAAUCUUCUGAUUUUGAUCAACUUUGUAAUGGAAUCGAUAAUAAUCUAACUAUCAAAUGUAGAGAAGUCAAAGAACUUUGCAUUAAACUAGUACGUCAUUUAGAUAAGUUAAUUCAAGCGACUGAUUCCUAUGGUAAUAAUUACUGUAAUUACAUACGUUAUUGUUUAUUUGAAGAAAUAAAUGAAAUUCAUACUGACAAAUGUGCAAAGAUUGCUGAUGCACAUAUGAUGAUUUCUGUUCCUAUUAUUUUGAUGAUAUAUAUUAGUUUUGCUUUUCAAAUUUUGUAUUUCUUGAUUUAUUCUUUCCUUCAUUUUUCGUCUCUCCCUUUUUUUGAGCAUUAA